Messenger RNA from Triticum turgidum subsp. durum (durum wheat), 1152 nucleotides. NCBI's taxonomy places the organism in Eukaryota, Viridiplantae, Streptophyta, Magnoliopsida, Poales, Poaceae. The record is from the annotation of a GenBank genome assembly.
AUGGGCGCCGUCGCCUCCACGGUGGCGGCGCGCUUCGCCUUCUUCCCGCCCUCCCCGCCGUCGUACGGCGUCGAGCCCCCGCCCUCGCCGGCGGCCGCGGCCGCGGACGGCGCGGUGGUGGAGCUCAGCGGGGUGCCCCGGCGGGGCGGCGUGGAGGCGCGGCGGCUGCCGACCAAGCGCGGCUCGGAGGUGGUGGCCAUGUACGUGCGCCAGCCCGGGGCGCGCCUCACGCUGCUCUACUCCCACGGCAACGCCGCCGACCUGGGCCAGAUGUACGAGCUCUUCGUCGAGCUCAGCUCACACCUCAACGUCAACCUCAUGGGUUAUGAUUAUUCUGGAUAUGGGCAAUCAUCUGGGAAGCCAAGUGAGCAGAACACUUAUGCAGACAUAGAGGCCGCUUAUAGGUGUCUCAUAGAAACUUAUGGGGCCUCCGAGGAAAACAUCAUUCUGUAUGGUCAAUCAGUUGGCAGUGGCCCUACUUUAGAUUUGGCAUCUCGUUUGCCUCAUUUGAGAGCAGUGGUUCUACAUAGUCCAAUUUCGUCUGGCUUGAGAGUAAUGUAUCCUGUGAAACAUACAUACUGGUUUGACAUAUAUAAGAACAUUGACAAAGUUACAUUGGUCAAAUGCCCCGUGUUAGUAAUCCAUGGUACGGCUGAUGAUGUCGUUGACUGUUCUCAUGGGAGAGCACUGUGGGAACUGUCCAAAGUGAAGUAUGAGCCUUUGUGGGUCAAAGGUGGGAACCAUUGUAAUUUGGAACUCUAUCCCGAAUACAUUAAGCACCUAAAGAAGUUCGUCACAGCCAUAGAGAAGUCCCCACCACUGAAAGAUGAAUCUCCAGAAAGUUCAGGCCCUUCAGAUCUUGAAACAGGAUCUGAAAGUAUGGAGAGUUCAAGAAAAAGCACGGAUGUGAGGGACAAAUCAAGGUCAAGCACUGAUCACAGGCGGAGUACAGACCGACGGGAGAAACCAAGGAGCAGCAGAGAUAGGAAGGAUAAAGGCAGAAAGAGUGUAGAUCAUCCUGACAAACCACGGGCUAGUGUGGAUCAAUCUGAUAAGCCACGGAAAAGCAUUGACCGCUUUGGAGGGAUGAUGAGGUCGGUUAAAUUGUGCAAUAUUGACUGCUUCAAAGUAACUUCCACUUCCGGGAGCUGA